AUGGCCACCCUGCUGCUACCACCGGGUCCUGACAGCUUGCACCGGUUUACCCGGGAGUCCCUGGCUGCCGUGGAGCAGCGGAUCGCCGAGGAAGAGGCCCGGCGCACCAAGCACUACCAGGAGGACCUGGGAGAUGUGGAGCUGCCCAGGCCCCGGGCCGACCUGGAGGCCGGCAAACAGCUGCCGCGCAUCUUCGGCGACAUCCCCAACGGCCUGGUGGGCGUCCCACUGGAGGACUUCGACCCGUUCUAUUUCAUGAACCAGAGAACUUUUAUAGUAUUGAACAAAGGGAAGGCCAUCUUCCGAUUUAGUGCCACAUCUGCACUCUAUAUUUUUAGCCCCUUUCAUCCUGUUAGAAGAGCAUCGAUAAAGGUUUUAGUUCACUCAUUAUUCAGUCUGUUCAUAAUGUGCACUAUUUUGACCAACUGUUGCUUCAUGGCCAUGUCGGAACCAGAGUAUUGGGCCAAGUAUGUAGAGUACACUUUCACUGGCAUUUACACGUUUGAAUCGUUGAUAAAGAUUCUGGCGAGGGGAUUCUGUGUGGGGCCAUUUACCUUCCUGCGGGACCCUUGGAACUGGCUGGAUUUCAGUGUGAUUGUCAUGGCAUAUGUUACUGAAUUUGUGGACCUGGGCAAUGUCUCAGCAUUACGGACAUUCAGAGUCCUACGAGCACUGAAAACUAUCUCAGUCAUCCCAGGCCUGAAGACCAUCGUGGGUGCGCUGAUCCAGUCAGUGAAGAAGCUUGCGGACGUGAUGAUCCUAACCGUUUUCUGCCUCAGUGUGUUCGCCCUCAUCGGCCUUCAGCUCUUCAUGGGUAACCUGCGACAGAAGUGUGUACGCAGCACGGCGCACUGCGUCAACAACACCCUCAACACCAACACAACCUUUUUCUGCAACAACCGGACGUGGUCCUCACUCAAAGACUUUAUUGCAGACGAAGAUAACUACUACAAAGUGGAGGGAGCGAAGGAUGCCUUAAUAUGUGGGGACGGGAGUGAUGCUGGGCAUUGCCCAGAUGGGUUUGAAUGUAGGAAGGCAGGAAGGAACCCUAACUAUGGUUACACCAGCUUUGACAGCUUUGGUUGGGCGUUUCUCUCCCUCUUCCGGCUGAUGACGCAAGACUACUGGGAGAACCUCUAUCACCAGACUCUGCGGUCAGCAGGAAAGACGUACAUGGUGUUCUUCGUGGUGGUCAUCUUCCUGGGGUCAUUCUACCUGGUUAACCUGAUCCUGGCUGUGGUGGCUAUGGCCUACGAGGAACAGAACCAGGCCACUAUCCAGGAGGCCUGGCAGAAAGAGAGGGAGUUCCAGCUGGCCAUGGAGUGCCUCAAGAAGGAAGCGCAGAAAGCUCAAGACACAGAUUCAUUGAUUUUCCCGGACCUGUUCCCUGGCCUGGCUCUGCCUGACAACAAGGAGAUGCAGAGCAGGAGGAGAAGUCUAGAGGGGCUGGUGGAGGAGACGGAGAACGAGGGAGACGUGGAGGAGGGAGAUGUGAAAACAUUAAAGGUGGAUACAGUUGAUGGGGGCAGGCCAACACACCCCCUCCUCAUCCGCACCAUCUCCACACGCACUAGACGAGGAAGCAACGUCAGUAUAUUUAACUUCCAUCGCCGGAACAAAGACUCAGAGGGUGACUUUGCCGACGAUGAGUUCAGUGUCCAUGGGGACAUUGAAGGGACACACAGUCGUGCUGGGUCCCUGGUGGUCCCGUGGAGCACCAGACGCAGGCCCAGUACCUACAGCACGGGCAGCCGGGGUUCCCAGGUCUUCCUCAACAUCAAUGGGAAGUUGUUUGUGGCCAUGGACCAGAACGGGGUCACCCCGCAGGGCCUCCCAGCAUGCACCAUUGAGAGGGUCAAGGAGGAGAGUAGGCCUAACUCCAGCACAGAGCUGAGCAACAUGCUGCUCCCUUGCCAGGUAUCCAGAGAAGAGCACGCACGCAGGGACCGAGCUCUGAGCGCCGCCAGCUACCUCACCGACGCCUUGGAGGAACUGGAGGAGUCGCGUCAGAAGUGCCACCCCUGCUGGUAUGAGUUUGCCCACAAGUACCUGAUCUGGGAAAGCAGUCCACGUUGGCUUCGGUUGAAGGUGCUGGUCAAGGUGAUGGUGAUGGAUCCCUUCCUGGACCUAGCCAUUACCAUCUGCAUCGUGCUCAACACCCUGUUCAUGGCCAUGGAGCACUACCCCAUGACUGACGAAUUCAACGGCAUGCUGUCCAUAGGCAACCUGGUAUUCUCCGGGAUCUUCACCGCUGAGAUGGUCUUAAAGAUCAUCGCUCUAGAUCCAUACUACUAUUUCCAACAAGGUUGGAACAUCUUUGACAGCAUCAUCGUGUGCCUCAGCCUCAUGGAGCUGGGCCUGUCUGACGUGGAGGGACUGUCCGUUCUCCGGUCCUUCAGACUGCUGAGGGUGUUCAAGUUGGCCAAGUCGUGGCCCACCCUCAACACACUCAUCAAGAUCAUCGGCAACUCGGUGGGCGCCCUGGGAAACCUGACCCUGGUCCUAGCCAUCAUAGUCUUCAUCUUUGCCGUGGUGGGCAUGCAGCUGUUCGGCAAGAACUACCAAGACUGCGUGUGUAAGAUCUCCAAAGACUGUACGCUGCCGCGCUGGCACAUGAAGGACUUCUUCCACUCGUUCCUCAUCGUGUUCCGGGUGCUGUGCGGCGAGUGGAUCGAGACCAUGUGGGAUUGUAUGGAGGUGGCCGGGCAACCUCUCUGCAUCCUGGUCUUCAUGCUCGUCAUGGUGAUCGGGAACCUAGUGGUACUCAACCUCUUCCUAGCCUUGCUGCUCAGCUCAUUCAGCUCGGACAACCUCUCGGCGCCCGACGACGACGGCGAGAUGAACAACCUGCAGAUCGCUCUUGGCCGCAUCAAAAGCGGCAUGGGCUGGCUCCGAAGCCAGAUCUGUGACUUCUUCAACGGCAACUUCAAGAGGCGACGGCAGAAGAGAAAAGAAACAAAGGCCAUGCUGAAGCUCAAGAGGCUGAGCCACGGUGCUCCGCUUGGCGAGGUGGGCAACGGGACAGUGGUGACGGUGGGGGGAGGGAUCGGGGUCGAUGACAGCUACAUGACAAACCCCAAUCUGACCAUCAGCGUGCCCAUCGCUCCUGGCGAGUCAGACGUGGAGUUCCCUGAGGAGGAUGAUGAUGAUGAGGAUGAGAGCGAGAGCUCAGAGGAGGAGGAGGAGGAAGAGGAGGAACCAGUCAAGGUAAAGGAUGACGUCAGCCUUUCAGAGGGCAGCACAGUGGAUCUGAGGAAGCCAGGGGAGGAAGAGGAUGAGUAUUCGGAGAUGGCCGAAGAGACCAUGGAUCCUGACAACUGCUUCCCUGAUGUAUGCGUGCGCCACUUCCAGUGCUGUGACAUCCAAACCACGGCGGGCCUGGGCCAGGCAUGGUGGCGGUUGAGGAAGACCUGCUUUCAGAUCGUGGAGCACAGCUGGUUCGAGUCCUUCAUCAUUUUUAUGAUCCUGCUGAGCAGCGGCGCUCUGGCCUUUGAGGACAUCUACAUCGAACAGAGAAAAGUGGUUAAAGUGGUGCUGGAGUACGCCGACAAGAUCUUCACCUACAUUUUCAUUCUGGAGAUGCUCCUCAAGUGGAUUGCAUACGGAUUCAAGAAGUACUUCACUAACUACUGGUGCUGGCUGGAUUUCCUGAUUGUGGAUGUGUCUUUGGUGAGCCUAGUGGCUAACACGCUUGGCUACUCGGACUUCGCUGCCAUCAAAUCACUUAGAACCCUCAGAGCCCUGAGGCCGCUAAGAGCACUGUCCCGAUUUGAAGGCAUGCGGGUUGUGGUAAACGCCCUGAUCGGCGCCAUCCCGUCCAUCAUGAACGUACUGCUGGUGUGCCUGAUCUUCUGGCUCAUCUUCAGCAUCAUGGGGGUCAAUCUGUUCGCCGGCAAGUACGGACGCUGCGUCAACCUGACGGGCUACAUCCACAAUGUGUCCAUGGUCAACAACAAGACCGACUGCCUGGCCAUGAACGACACGCAGUUCUACUGGACCAGAGUCAAGGUCAACUUCGACAACGUGGGCGCCGGUUACCUUGCCCUCUUACAAGUUGCUACAUUCAAAGGCUGGAUGGAGAUCAUGUAUGCAGCAGUGGAUUCUCGUGCUGUGGACGAGCAGCCUAUCAGAGAGGUCAACAUGUACAUGUACCUAUACUUCGUCAUUUUCAUAAUCUUUGGCUCCUUCUUCACCCUUAACCUCUUCAUUGGCGUCAUCAUCGACAACUUCAACCAGCAGAAACGAAAGAUAAGUGGGCAAGACAUCUUCAUGACAGAGGAACAGAAAAAGUACUACAAUGCCAUGAAGAAGCUAGGGUCUAAAAAGCCUCAGAAACCAAUUCCAAGGCCAUUGAACCAAGUGCAGGGCUUCUUCUUCGACCUGGUGGGCAAGCAAGCAUUCGACAUCAUCAUCAUGGUCCUCAUCCUGCUCAACAUGAUUACCAUGAUGGUGGAGACGGACGAGCAGCCGGCCCGCAUGGAGUACAUCCUCAACAAAAUCAACCUGGCCUUCAUCAUCAUCUUCUCCUGCGAGUGCCUCAUCAAGAUCGUGGCGCUACGCUGCUACUUCUUCACCAUUGGCUGGAACAUCUUCGACUUUGUAGUGGUCAUCCUCUCCAUCGUUGGUAUCGUUCUCGCUGACAUCAUAGAGAAGUACUUUGUGUCGCCGACACUGUUCCGAGUCAUUCGAUUGGCCAGGAUCGGACGAGUACUUCGACUCAUCCGCGGAGCCAAAGGAAUAAGGACCUUACUCUUUGCCUUAAUGAUGUCCCUUCCCGCCCUGUUCAACAUCGGCCUCCUGCUCUUUCUGGUCAUGUUCAUAUAUGCCAUCUUUGGCAUGGCCAACUUUGCCUAUGUCAAGAAGCAGGCGGGCAUCGACGACAUGUUCAACUUCGAGACGUUUGGCAACAGUAUGAUCUGCCUAUUCCAGAUCACCACGUCAGCGGGCUGGGAUGGCCUGCUCAGCCCAAUCCUCAACAACUCUCCGGAAGAGUGCAACCCCAACCUCGUCCACACAGGCACCAAUGCCAGGGGCAACUGUGGCAACCCCUCGGUGGGCAUCACCUUCUUCGUCACCUACAUCAUCAUCUCCUUCCUCAUCGUGGUCAACAUGUACAUCGCCAUCAUCCUGGAGAACUUCAGCGUGGCCACUGAGGAGAGCACCGAGCCGCUGAGUGAGGACGACUUCGAGAUGUUCUAUGAGGUGUGGGAGAAGUUCGACCCAGAGGCCACGCAGUUCAUCGAGUACGCCAAGCUGUCAGACUUUGCUGACACACUGUCGGAGCCACUGCGCAUUGGCAAGCCUAACAAAAUCAAGCUGAUCUCCAUGGACCUGCCCAUGGUCAGUGGAGACAAGAUCCACUGCCUGGACAUUCUCUUUGCCUUCACCAAGCGUGUGUUGGGCGAGUCGGGCGAGAUGGAUGCUCUUAAGCAGCAAAUGGAGGAGAAAUUCAUGAUGGCCAACCCAUCCAAGAUCUCCUACGAGCCUAUCACCACCACACUGAGGCGCAAACAGGAGGACAUGUCCGCCGCUGUCAUCCAGAGGUGCUACCGCCGGCACCUGUUGCGGAGGCAGAUGAAGCAAGCCUCCUUCAUGUACAGAUCAAUGCAGAUCAAUCUGACGCAAAGCUCCACGGACAAGAGGGUCACCGCCCCGGAGAAAGAGGGCCUCAUAGCCUCCAUGAUCAAGGAGAACUACGGGGGGCCUGAGAUGGAGCUGAUGGAGACCCUGUCCUCCACCUCCUCUCCGCCGUCUUACGACAGCGUCACACGGGCGACUAGCGAACUUUUCCAAGUUUUAAUUCUCGAACAGUCCAGGAACAGUGACCUAAGCGAACAUUGCCCUGCCCCCGACAGAGACCGCGAGACAUUUCUGUAA
This is a messenger RNA of Salvelinus namaycush (lake trout), 5877 nucleotides long. Its product is annotated as sodium channel protein type 4 subunit alpha-like. Gene Ontology annotation, molecular function: voltage-gated sodium channel activity; protein binding. Gene Ontology annotation, biological process: sodium ion transmembrane transport; membrane depolarization during action potential; neuronal action potential. The transcript is spliced from 29 exons. Gene Ontology annotation, cellular component: axon; voltage-gated sodium channel complex; plasma membrane. The coding region runs from base 1 to 5877 and encodes 1958 amino acids. The record is from RefSeq and is a predicted model, not a curated record. NCBI's taxonomy places the organism in Eukaryota, Metazoa, Chordata, Actinopteri, Salmoniformes, Salmonidae.